Molecule: messenger RNA, 2053 nt
Organism: Plutella xylostella (diamondback moth)
Lineage: Eukaryota; Metazoa; Arthropoda; Insecta; Lepidoptera; Plutellidae
Source: RefSeq, a predicted model, not a curated record
UUAACAUUAAAAUAUCAGUACGAUACCAAAUAUUUCGUCUCUUUUAUCCCUGUGCUUCCAACGAUAACACACAAAUGUUUAGUUAAAAUAUAAUAUACAAACAGUAGUUUUAGUUUGGUGAAAAUGUGUUCAAAACAAAUCUUAUUCGUUUUAGGUCUAACCCUCAGCCUGCACCUGGCGGCGGCGUGGUGGUGCGAGUCAUCAGCUGACUGCGCGUCGCUGGGUGGCUCCAGCUGUCUCGCCGGCGCGUGUGCCUGCCCCGGGGGCUCGCAGCCCGCUCUGGGCGGCACUGUGUGCGCUGACGUGGCUCCAUACUUCACGUCGAAGUGCGUAGAAGACUUCCAGUGUUCCCGCCUGUUCACGGGAUACGCCUGUGUGAAACCAGAGGGCAGCACAGAAGGCACCUGCGGUUGCCGCCCCAACCACCACUUCUACCGGGGGCGCUGCUGGGAGUCCCUCCCGCUCGGUGCCCCCUGCGCGCGGUCGGAGCAGUGCCAGGGCGUUCUACUGGACCCUUAUAGUAUGAGCUGUGAGGACGUGUGUGUCUGCAGCGAGGGGUAUUAUCUGAGGCAGCGGGGGGAGUGCAGGAAGGCGGGGAAUGCGGUGGAUGAGCCAUGUGUGGUGGACGUGGACUGUCGCUUCGAGAACGGCGUCUGCGACCAGACUACCUUCAAGUGUCAAGACAGUACCCAGAAAAACAGCACAGUCUCAGAACAACCAGAGACAGUCAUAGAGGAAUCAAAGCCGGAAGCGGAAGCCCGGAAAUCCAAGAUGGCGGUGCGGCAACAUGGCGUCUCUUGCUCCUCGACCAACGGAUGUGAAUCUCCAUUCGAGUGCACCACUCUCGGCUACUGCUUCUGCCCGCCAGGGUAUUACAGCAACGACGAUGGGACCGACUGUUUAGCUCAUCUAGGCUCGCCAGCGACACAGGAAACCUGCUCGGGGAUCCUGACAGUGCUAGAAGAUGGCGUCUGCAAGUGUCGACCCAACUUCUACUUCGAGGAAAACAUGAAGGAUUGCGCUAAAGCCUCAAUCCGCUUCACGGACUUCUGCCUGAACGACCAGAUGUGUCACACGUUCGGCGGCGCGGCGCGCUGCGGCGCCCCCACCCCGCCCUGGGGGCUCCGGCAGUGCGAGUGUGACGAGGAACUGGCCGUCUAUGAUGAGAGGCUCAACGUGUGCAGAGUCGCUGCAGGCAUCGGCGAGACGUGCGAGGUAGACAGCGACUGCUUAGCCGGUAAUGUGGAGAUCCUGUGUGCAGCCAAUGACGACGGGGAGCGGCGUUGCGUGUGUCCUGCGGGACUCACUCCGGCUGGCGGGCUGUGCUUGGCUGCUGGGCUCGAGCUGGGCGACACCUGCCAGGUGGACGGCGAGUGCGAGGGAGACAACACUAUAUGUGACGGCGUGUGCUCUUGCGGAGACGGGUAUCAGGAGAAUGAGGGGGUUUGUGCUCCAGAGAUCGGCGGAGUGUGUCUAGAGGACUCUGACUGUGUGGUCGACGAUACGGUCUGCGCGGCGGGCGACACGGGUGCGGGCGCGGCCACCUGCCAGUGCCGGGAGGGGACCGUACAGGACGGGGCGAGGUGCUGGCCUGUUGCGCCAGCCUACAACAGUACGUGCGUCGCGACGGCGCAGUGUGUCCCCACGCUGGGCGUGGGAAGCCGCUGCGAGGGCGGCGCGUGUGUGUGCGACGAGACUCACCAUUACAAAGAUGAAGUGUGCCAGGUUCGACGAGGUCUAUUCGAGCCGUGCGCCCGCAGCGGCGAGUGCUUCGUACCAGGAGUGCAGGAGUUUGUGGAGUGCAGAAACGCGCUCUGUCAGUGCACCUUCGAGCACCCGUUCAACGAGGAGCAGCAGACUUGCCGGUCCAAAGCGGUGACAGUCCUUGGAAAUAUCCUUCUAAUCAUCACGGCACUGGGCGCCAUGUUACAAAGCUGAUAUUUAACUAAGGAUUAAGUGUUUUCGUUUGUACAGUAGCAUUAUUUAAGACAGUAAAUGUUUGUUUAUUUAAAAUGACAAUGUACUAUAAUUUAAUAAAAAUAAUAAUUACGAA